AAAAACGGCGGUGACGCAAAAAACGUCACAAGGUAUAAAAGCUAAGUCCCUCCUCUUCUCGCUCAUUCCUGGAUUUGGUCAAAGGUUUCAAUUCGUUUUCCCGAAGACUCAACCGUCGAGGACUUCGACCAACCACCCAAAUUGAUAUUUUUUCUUCAAGUAAUGGACAUCUGAUUACUAUUUUUGCCUCCAGUUUGUUCUUGAAGGAAAAGGCUAGCUUUUAGCUACCAAAGCCCCACCCAUUAGAAAUUUUGAAGCAGUGUUGUGGAGUUCUGAGACAAUAUAAAACUUCUACUUCAACAUUUAAACCGAAAAAUGGAGGGGGUGCCAGUGGACCCCAAACAGAUUUUGAAGGGAGUAGAGCUUCUACUUGGGAAGGAUGGGGGACUCUGCAGCUUGGAGGGAGUACCAAAGAUGUUCAGCCUAAUGAAAGCGUCUGCCAAGAUGGUCAGUCGGUGUAUGUACUUGAACAUCCUACUUCAUACAAAAUCACAUGAUGUUCUCAACAGGUUUAUCCGAGUCGGUGGCUACAGGCUGCUGAAUUCGUGGCUCACAUACUCGAAAACCACCAACAAUUCGCCUCUGCUGCAGCUUAUUCUGCUCACUCUGCAAAAGUUGCCUCUCAAAGUGGACCAUCUCAAACAGAACAACACAGCUAAGCUGGUAAAGCAACUGUGUAAAAGUGCAGAGACUGAAGAAUUGAGGAAGUUGGCGUCUGUGCUCGUCGACGGCUGGAUGGCAACAAUUCGCUCCCAGAGUGUAUCGAGCAAUGCCAGCAGUCCCGGUGAUAAGAAGAAGAAGAAAGAAGAUGGCAAGGUGCCACUCAGAGAGGUGAAGGACAAGAGUGCAGAGGAUGAGAAAAAGAAAGACAAGGCUAAAGCGCAUGCCCCGAGUCAUGCGAAAAUCCGCUCCAUAGGUCUAGAGAUGGACACUCCAAAUCCUGCCCCCGCAAAGAAAAGCCCGGCUGCUCCCCAGCUGGGUGACAAGUACAACAUCAAGCCUCCAGUCCUCAAGCGGUUAAGUUCUGGUCCAUUUGAUAAUCCUCCUCUUGAGAAGAAAUACAAACCUCUAAACACGCCGUCCAACUCGACCAAAGAAAUUAAAGUCAAGAUCAUUCCAGCGCAACCCAUGGAGUGCACGGGGUUCCUUGAUGCGCUCAACUCCGCUCCAGUGCCUGGAAUCAAGAUCAAGAAAAAGAAACCUGCAGCUACUUCACCCUCUAGCGCCAAGGCUGUGUCCCCGACCUCAAAUAAGACAAAUCCAUUUGACAGUAAACAAUCGACAUAUUCCUCAUCUUCUGGCAAACCAACAUCUCCAGAGACCGUUUCUUCAAAUGCGACUGAUGAAAAUCAGGAGCCAGAUCGGCCCGGGACCCCCGUGCCCACCGAAGACUCGGACUCCAUGGACACCGGAGACAAGCCCAAUGCUCUGUCAGAACCUCGUGGGGAAGAAGACCUGACUAAGAAGGGCAAGAAAAAGAAGACUGUUCACUGGGCUCAGGAAGAUCAUCUCAAGCAUUAUUUUUAUUUUGACCUGGAUGAGACAGAGCGAGUCAAUGUCAAUAAGGUGAAGGACUUUGGUGAGGCGGCCAAACGGGAGUUGAUGAUGGAUCGACAGACGUUUGAGAUGGCCCGACGGCUUUCUCACGACGCUAUGGAGGAGAGGGUCCCCUGGACACUCCCCAGGCCGCUGACAUUACCUGGCAGUCUGGUCAUUCCUGGCUCCAACAGCACAGAAAAGCUUACCCAGCGGGACCGUGAGAUGGGAAUCUUACAGGAGCUCUUCCUCAGUAAAGAGAGCGUACCCGACACUCCGCACGAGCCAGACCCAGAGCCUUAUGAACCUAUGCCCCCUCGACUCAUUCCCCUGGAUGAGGACUCUUCAGUACCAGACGAUAGCUACCCUGAGCCCAUGGACCCAUCUCAGCAGGUUCCAGCCCUGGGCCAAAACGAGGGCUCCAAGCUGCCGCCUGUCCUGGCCAACCUGAUGGGCAACCUUAACAGCAAUUCGCGUAGCCCUCAGACCGCAAACACUGUCAGCAAUCCGGUCACACCGGCCGUCAACGUACAGGAGCUGCUCACGUCUAUCAUGGGCGCUUCGAGCAGCCAAUCGACCGAAGACCUCAUCAAGCAGCCGGACUUCUCGGAUAAGAUUAAACAACUUCUGGGUUCCCUGCAGCAGACACAGAACCAGAACCAGGGACCCGCACCAGUCAACCCGAGUCUGCUGGGUCACAGUCCCAUGAACAAUAUGAACAACAUGCACAUGCAGCAGAUGCCUAUGAACAGUGGCUUCCCACCAAACAUGCCUCCAGGCGGCCCCCGCUUCAACCACCCCCCGCCGCCUCAUAAUCACGGGCCGCCUUUCAACAGCGGCGGAGGCCCACCACGCAUGAUGGGGCCGCCGCCGCCGGGGCCGCCGCCGCCGCCGGGGCAGGGCCGCGGGGACAACGGCAACUACUGGGGAGACGACUCCAUGAGAGGCGGGCCCCACCGAGGAGGCCAUUUCCACCGGGGAGGAAGGGGCCGGGGAGGAGAGCCGGGCUUUCGGGGCCGAGGACGAGGGGGGCCGAGAGGAGGACACAAUAUGAAUGACAUGUCCAUGCGGCCCGUUUGUCGCCAUUUCAUGAUGAAGGGAAACUGCAGGUACGAGAGCAACUGUGCUUUUUACCACCCCGGUGUCAAUGGGCCACCCUUCCCCCCAAACAACCAGCACGGACACUAAGCGGCUGCCCCAUAAGCGUCAUAUUGGACAUUCAUCAAACCACUGCAGCGUGAUUCUCCCAUGAUGAGAUGAUCACUGUUUUUAACAGACUGAAAAGACUGAAAGCUUCCCACUUUUGGCCACUAUGUCUGCCCAACCGCCCGCCCGCCCGUCACUGUCGACAUCCGCAACUUGCUUGAACGUAAUUUCCCUCCAAUUGCCUUUCAGCGGUGUCCCCUUUUCUCCUUGCCUGAUUCCUUGGCAGCACUUUAAAAUGAAAUGGUAAAUGAAAUGAUACCACAAAUGAUGAUUGAUCUUGAACAACUAGAUUUCAAUGAUGAAUGAAACUUUGUCCUGAAGAAGCAAGGAAACCAUUUCCCCUGCUCAUAGCCGCCGCUGGUAAAAAACAACAACAUUGUGCUAAAGAUGAUGACAACCUUCUAUGUGCUACCUUCGAGUUUAUUUCUGCUUUGUGACUGGACAACUUCUUUUUGGAGCAAAUUAUGAAUUAAUGAUGAGUCUGCCGAUACAGCAAAUGACCUCUGAACUCUCCAUCUUAACCUCAGAAAGAGGGGUUUGAAUGUCAGUAUUAUGAUGAAGCAUUCUGCAGGUCAGCUAUGGUGUGUGUGUGUGUGUGUGUGUGUGUGUUUUCUGUGAAAACAAUGACCUUUGUCUCUUGUGGGACUUUGUUUGUUUUUCUUUUCCCCCUCCGUGUUUUAUUUUGAUAAAUGUCAAAAAACAGGUGCCCUUUUUUAUGACAGGUUCAUUGAUUGUACUGUAACGCUGUCUACAAUACAUGUUCACGUGGUCAUAUUUUUCUGUUGAAUUAUUUUGUACACUAUUAAAAAUGUUCAAUUAUAA
Molecule: messenger RNA, 3564 nt
Organism: Syngnathus acus (greater pipefish)
Lineage: Eukaryota; Metazoa; Chordata; Actinopteri; Syngnathiformes; Syngnathidae
Gene: ppp1r10
Product: protein phosphatase 1, regulatory subunit 10
Exons: 20
Coding region: 316-2724 (802 amino acids)
Cellular component (GO): nucleus
Molecular function (GO): metal ion binding
Source: RefSeq, a predicted model, not a curated record